AUGGACCACAUGCACAUGGCCAGUAGCACAUCCAGUGCCUCCAUGGCCAGCGCAACCUCCAUGGACAUGUCUGGCAUGGACAUGACAAUGGACGCCACCGGCCACAUGCACAUGGGCAUGAAGGACAUGAUGAUGACAUUCUUCACCGCCACCACAACUGCCCUCUACGCCGAUUCCUGGACACCCGCCACCUCCGGCCAGUACAUCGGGACAUGCAUUUUCCUGAUUGUCCUCGCGGCCAUCUUUCGCGGAAUCGUGGCCGUCAGGGCAAACUUCAACGCCUUACUUGUCCGAUGGUCUUGGAAGCGUGACACCAGCAUUCUGCGCAAGGAUUUCGAGUCCAUCGGAGGAAACUUGAGACUGAUAGCCGACAAGGGAAGGCCGUGGAACAUCAAUGAGGCUUUGGCAAGGGCUGCGUUGGACACCGUGCUUGCUGGCGUUAGCUACCUACUGAUGCUGGCGGUUAUGACGAUGAAUGUUGGGUAUUUCAUGUCCAUAUUAGGUGGGACAUUUCUGGGAAGCUUCGUGAUUGGGGAUUGGGAUCCGACAGGAGAUCACUGUGAUGGGCACUGA
Ramularia collo-cygni is the source of this 573-nucleotide messenger RNA. Its product is annotated as related to Ctr copper transporter. Bases 1 to 573 code for a protein of 190 amino acids. The transcript has 2 exons. Lineage: Eukaryota; Fungi; Ascomycota; Dothideomycetes; Mycosphaerellales; Mycosphaerellaceae. Gene Ontology annotation, biological process: copper ion transmembrane transport; intracellular copper ion homeostasis. The record is from RefSeq and is a predicted model, not a curated record. Gene Ontology annotation, molecular function: copper ion transmembrane transporter activity. Gene Ontology annotation, cellular component: plasma membrane.